This is a messenger RNA of Effrenium voratum, 846 nucleotides long. NCBI's taxonomy places the organism in Eukaryota, Dinophyceae, Suessiales, Symbiodiniaceae. The record is from the annotation of a GenBank genome assembly.
AUGGACAAACGAGAACGCGCAGAACUCUUUCGUGAACGCCUUUCCGACGCGAUCCGCAGCCGGGACAUGAACCGCAGCGAUCUGGCGCGGGGCGCGCGGCUGGACCGGUCGACGGUGUCGCAACUCUUGUCGGAAGACGCGCCGCGCUUGCCAAACGGUCAGGCGCUUGCGGCGAUCGCAACUGCGCUCGGCGUGUCUGCGGACUGGCUUUUGGGAUUGUCCACGCACCGUGGAGCCGCUGCGGAAAUUCUGGAUCAGGCUGUUCAGAUAGCAGAAACCGACCGGCACCCGGUCGAUGAGCACCUUCUGGCCUGGUACCGCGAUGCGGUUGGCGCCAAGAUCCGUCAUGUUCCAGCCAACCUGCCUGACGUUUUGAAGACCGAGGCAGUCCUGGCUUAUGAAUACGCGGGGGAAACUUUGCGCACGGCGGAUCAGGCGAUCACCGGAACACGGGAUCAGCGAGCGUUGUUGCACCGGGCAGAAUCGGACAUGGAAAUUGCCCUUUCCCGCGAAGCUCUGGAAGGCUUCGCACGAGGAGAGGGGCUCUGGUCCGGACUUUCACCCGAUGAGCGGCGCGAACAGCUUGAAGUCAUGGGCAAAAGCCUGUCGGAUCUUUACCCUUCAUUGCGGCUUCAUCUGUUUGGGGCAACAGAUCGCUAUUCCUCACCCUUCACGGUAUUCGGUCAGAAAUGGGCAGCGCUUUAUCUCGGACAGAGAUACCUCGCUUUUUCAAAUACCCGCCACGUGCAACUUUUCGCGGGCCAUUUCGACGAUCUUGUACGCCACGCGGUAGUCCGCUCGCAUGAAGCCGGGGAUUUCGUGUCGCGGCUUGCAAGCGACAUCUGA